Molecule: messenger RNA, 2288 nt
Organism: Pseudoliparis swirei
Lineage: Eukaryota; Metazoa; Chordata; Actinopteri; Perciformes; Liparidae
Product: actin-binding Rho-activating protein-like
Exons: 2
Coding region: 318-1340 (340 amino acids)
Biological process (GO): positive regulation of transcription by RNA polymerase II; positive regulation of Rho protein signal transduction
Cellular component (GO): sarcomere
Molecular function (GO): actin binding
Source: RefSeq, a predicted model, not a curated record
CGUGGACGCCGGGCGACAUCGCUUCCCUCGCCCUAUUUAAGGGUCGGUGAGGAGCCAGAGCGGAUCAGAGCGGAUCAGAGCGGAGACCUCGCAGUCCCAUCACAGCGGCACACUUCACGGUUAGCGGGAAAACGCUCCGGAUGUUUUUUUUCUCGCGGAGAUCCACAACGGACACAAAGACCUGGACCGGUUGACUUUGAGUUCCCUGGAACCAGAGCGGAGCCUUCUUCCUUCCGGAGACUCGGCAGAUCGUUCAGGACUGGAAACCAGACUUUCCCCAAAGAAGAAUCCCACGUCGCUCCUGACUUCCUGUCGCCAUGAGUAGCGGCGGCACCACCACCGUUUCACCACCGGAGCCCCAGGCGUUCAAGCGGGCGGUUCGGAAGAUCAAAUGCGCCGUCAUGGUGGCCAACCUGGCGAAGAGCUGGCAGGGCUGGGCCGCCGAGCGCUCCGAGCAGCAGGACGCCAUCCCGAGCGGCUGGAUGCCGACGUCCGUCGAGGAGAACGCCGAGAAAAACCACGAGGUCAAACUCACCGUCGCUCCGCGGGUGAUAGCGGCGGACCCCGCCGCCGCCGCAGGGAGCAAGAUCCGGACGGGGUCGGUGAACAAGACCGUGCAGCCGAGACGCAGCGAGUGCGGCGGCGGCGGCGAUGUGUUCAACGCCAUCCGAGGCAAGAUGGAGUCGGGUCCGGCGGCGGAGAGCAAGCCCUUCCUGGGCAACGAGUCGCCGACGCGGCGGCGCCAGAUGAGGGCGCUGCAGGAGAAGACGCCGGGCUGGAGGAGCAGCAGCGUGGACACGGAGGACGGCGGGCUGGGAGAGGAGGCGGGGCUCAGUGACCACGGCGAGGCAAACACUGAGGCGGGCGAGAUCAAGACGCCCAGACACAGCGACCGGCCCAAGAUUAAGAUCUCCACGGGGAGCGAUGUGAAGCGGCGCUGGCAGCAGUGGUCCAUGCAGCACAUGGCGGGCCAGAGGCUCAACCCCUUUAGCGAGGACUUCGACCACGAGUUUGCGAUGGCCCAGCGCCUCCGCAAGGGCGACGCCGGCUACGGCCGGCCCAAAGACGGCUCCAAGACGGCGGAGAGGGGCGACCGCGCCCAGAAACACGUCCACAGGGAGAUGGAGGAGAUGGUGUGGAUCAUCAGAGACAUGGGCAUCAAGGACAAGGAGGGCAGGACCGUCAUCUCCUUCGGACGCCUCUUCGACCGCUACGUGAAGAUCUCGGAUAAGGUGGUGGGCAUCGCGCUGCGCUGCCGCAAGCACAAGAUGCUGGACUUUGAGGGGGAGAUGCUGUGGAAAGGACAGGACGACCACGUCAUCAUCACGCUGACGGACUGAGGGCCCGACGCUGGAUACGUGUGCAGGAAAGAUCGAGGAAACUGAAAUAUAAUAACGUGUGAUUGUAAUAUCAGCAACGAAGGAAACAAUAGUUUUAGUAAUCGGUAACGAAAAAUGGAAGAAAUACAAAAUCCCCAAAAAUAAAAAGUACGUUUUUGGUGAUGUGUUACGACAACAUCCGGUUGUGAAAAGUGACGCAAAUGCUGAAGCGUCUUAAACCUGUCUUAAUCCUGGUUGUAUAGAAGGCUAUGCUUCAUGUGUUAAAGCUGCAUUCUCUCUCCUAACCACCAGGGGCAACUCCUCUGGUUGUAUAGAAGUCUAUGCGUCAUGUGUUAAAGUUGCAUUCUCUCUCCUAACUACCAGGGGGCGACUCCUCUGGUUGUAUAGAAGUCUAUGCUUCAUGUGUUAAAGCUGCAUUAUCUCUCCUGACCACCAGGGGGCUCCUCUGGUUGUAUAGAAGUCUAUGCUUCAUGUGUUAAAGCUGCAUUCUCUCAUGACCACCAGGGGGUGACUCCUCUGGUUGUAUAGAAGUAUAUGCUUCAUGUGUUAAAGCUGCAUUCUCUCUCCUGACCACCAGGGGGCGACUCCUCUGGUUGUAUAGAAGUCUAUGCUUCAUGUGUUAAAGCUGCAUUCUCUCAUGACCACCAGGGGGUGACUCCUCUGGUUGUAUAGAAGUAUAUGCUUCAUGUGUUAAAGCUGCAUUCUCUCUCCUGACCACCAGGGGGCGACUCCUCUGGUUGUAUAGAAGUCUAUGCUUCAUGUGUUAAAGCUGCAUUCUCUCUCCUGACCACCAGGGGCGACUCCUCUGGUUGUAUAGAAGUCUAUGCUUCAUGUGUUAACGCUGCAUUCUCUCUCCUGACCACCAGGGGGCUCCUCUGGUUGUAUAGAAGUCUCUAUAGUGACUCUACUUCUCUUGAUGUUUUCCCUCAGUAAACAUUGUAAACAUGA